This is a messenger RNA of Sparassis crispa, 1494 nucleotides long. RefSeq names its product Probable FAD. Gene Ontology annotation, molecular function: FMN adenylyltransferase activity. Gene Ontology annotation, biological process: FAD biosynthetic process. Bases 1 to 1494 code for a protein of 497 amino acids. Lineage: Eukaryota; Fungi; Basidiomycota; Agaricomycetes; Polyporales; Sparassidaceae. The transcript is spliced from 7 exons. The record is from RefSeq and is a predicted model, not a curated record.
AUGACCUGGAAUGUCACGCCGAGCUGGCUCAGAGCAGCGAGAAUUUCAGAGACGUUUGUCAGAAAGAGUACGCCGGGUCAGAAGAGCAUGCUGAGAGCAAGUGUCCAUAAAGACAGCAUACAGGAAGUCCUGCCGUACUUUCUCGAAGCGCCGCUCUGUCGGCCUUACUUGGCGAUAUCCAAGGAGGUCUAUGCCCUGGCAUCCUCGUCAGACCAGCUCGCACCACUCGUGAAGGAGUCUCUGGAGGUCAUCGACGAUGCCUUGGAUACAUUCGGGCAGGAGCAUCUUUCGUUGAGCUUCAAUGGCGGCAAGGACUGUACAGUCUUGCUACACCUCUUGGCUGCUGCGGUCGGUGGCAGAAAUCCAAACCCCAAACCGUGUUCAGCGGUUUAUAUACCCAUCUCAUCACCAUUUACGCAGCUGGAGUCCUUUGUAGACGAGUCGGCGAAGAAAUAUAACCUCGAUCUCUUCCAUUGCCCGCUCCCACCUUCCAGCGAUUCUCACCUUCCAGCGGAGGCUGUGAUCGCGGCAGCAACCCCCACAUCAUCCACGUCGGAUACCAGUGGGACAAGCUAUGCCUUUGCGGGUGAAGGUGCGAGAUCAAGACAGAAAACGAAGGGUGGAGAAGGCAUGAAGAGAGCCUUGGAGAUCUACAAGGAACGAUUCCCCCAUGUCGAAGGAAUACUCAUAGGGACUCGUAAGUCUGAUCCGCACGGAGCGACGCUGACGUUCCGAAAUUCGACGGAUCGAGGAUGGCCAAAGUUCGAGCGCGUAAACCCCAUCAUUAACUGGUCAUACACAGACGUAUGGACGUAUCUGCGGAAGCUGAAUAUCCCGUAUUGCAGCCUGUACGACGAAGGUUAUACUUCUCUCGGGUCCUCCUAUAACACUUUCCGCAAUCCCGCACUUCUCGUACAAUCGCCGUGUGCGCGUUGUUCCCGCGCGCAAUCAUCUGCCUCCGACGUCACUAGCAUCUCUCCAUCAACGUCGCCCUCAUCUCCCGCGACUGAUGCGCGGAACGGCGCUCGAAAAGCGGCCCCCGACAAACCCCCAACCUCCACCCCGCCCUACGGGGACCUCAUCGUCGUCCCAGGCGACCGCAACGCGAUCUGCUUCGCCGAGGGGGUCGGCGACCCGCUCCCGGACAGGCUGGAGGUCCUCCCCGGCGACCCGCAGGCGAUGUGCUUCGCGGACGAGUCCGUGCGCGACCCGCUACCAGAGAUGUUCGAGAUGAUCCGCGGCGACCCGCGCGCGACGUGCAUAGUGGACGACCGAGGGUGUGACCCCAUCCCCAACCGCGCCGCACUCGAGGUCAUCACCGGCGACCCUGCCCUCGUCUGCUAUGCGGACGCGGACUCGAGCGGCGCGUGCGUGUGCACCGGCGCCGCCACUUGUGCCCCGCGCUAUCGCCCCGCGUAUGAGCUGCGCGAUGGGAACCUUGAGCGCGCAGGUCGCGCAGCAGGCACCGUUGCUGCUGUGCAGGUGCUGUCGUGA